GAGCUUAUUCUAAUUAGUCCGAAUGCCUUUGUACGCAGUGAUCGGUUCCGUGUUUCCUACCCUCGAUAGGGAUUCGGAAGUUGUUCAAUGAAACUUUUGUAAAACAAAGUCUGUGAAAAGAUGAAGGAAAAGAUGGGUGUUCUUGUGCUUGUUUUCCUCGCCUGUUUGAUAGGUUGUACUCUUUCAAGAAGUAUCUAUACAGUAGAACAAGAACCUGGAACCAUUCUUUUGAACGUAUCGGCAAAUGCGUUGAGACAAAAAUGCGAUUUAAAAGGUGGCGAGACAGCUGAGAAUUUUAAAAAAUUCAUGAAAUCCUACCUUUCACGUACCACCGAUAUUCACAAAGAAAUUCCAGUAAAAAUGAAAAGAGGUAAUCGUACCAAAGAUUGGGACACAGCAUUUAACGAUUUUUAUUACAUGGAUACCAAUCUGAGAAAGAUUAUGAGGAAAUUGACGGAUUCUGUGCUAUCUUGCUUGGACGAAAUCGAUUUGGACGACCAAAGUAAACAAGAAAUGAUCGACUCUGCUCUGGAAAAAGUCAGUGCUGCUGGAAAAUAUGUAACUAUUGCAAUGUCGGAUGGAAAGUGCUUUGAUGAAGCAGGAUGGGCGGCAUUUACACUCUGCACAACAACCUCUGACCCUAAAGGCUCGCCUUUCAUUCCACUUCCGCUUGUUUAUAGCCACGAUGAGUGCAAUGACAUUUUUAAAACUCAAGAGUGCUAUAUAAAUACAGUGAAAAACUGUGAGGAGUCAACAAGGACAGCAAUGAACUCUACUGUCAGUGGGAUGAGGGAGUACAUUCGAUGCGAUGGUUUUUCACGUCUCACUCAAUCUGCUAUAAUUACUGAGGGGCAUUAAAUCACAAUUUCCUGGUUCCUUCGUAACAAUAACAAAAUGAGAGUAUUUACAAUCACAUUCUACAGAGAUAAAUUAAUUAAGAGAAGAAUUUUACUAAUUAGUUUUUACGACUAGCAAUAAUUAUGUUUUUAUGUAAAAUCGUAAACGGGUACUUACAACAUAUUUUGUUCAUUAAGACUGAAAUUCUUGUGGUAUGAAAUUAAAUUCAACUAAAAAAAUGAUAAAAAGAUAGUAAAAAGAAUUAAUAUUCAUAGAUAACCACGCUGGAAUGUUUCCAGGAUGUUGACAUGUUGAUAACAUUAUCCGCCCUCAAUUGAGGCCUGUCGCGUCAGCUAUGUGCUACCCUAACCAUAAAUACAAUGUAAUGUGCAGUCUAUAAUUCUGAUCUUUGACUUGGUUUUUUUUUGUCUGGGUCGAUAACAUUUCUAAUGUGAAAGAAAGAGAUAAAUAAUGAGAGUUAUGUCUUCAUUAGUUUCGAAAAAAUCCAAUAACGUUUCCGCGACUCGUAUCAAUAUCUACGCUAUGUGAAUCAUUCCUUAAGAAAUAUUAUCUAUUUUCAUACAAAUGUGAAUAAAAUUGUUUCGCUUUCCCCACGA
Messenger RNA from Belonocnema kinseyi, 1454 nucleotides. RefSeq lists its product as uncharacterized. The record is from RefSeq and is a predicted model, not a curated record. The coding region runs from base 121 to 858 and encodes 245 amino acids. NCBI's taxonomy places the organism in Eukaryota, Metazoa, Arthropoda, Insecta, Hymenoptera, Cynipidae. The transcript has 4 exons.